AUGGAGGAUCCGGCCGAGUUUAAAUCAAGAGCCCCUCCUGUCCGAGACUCCUCGCCGUCUCCUUCUGUCUCCCCUACCCCCGCCAUUUCAUCGUGCCCGUCCCCAGAUCGUACGUUCUCUACAGUUUCCUCGCUAUCGACAUCUUCCACCGCAUCGGGCGAUGCCAGAUCCUCGAUUUCAGUCUCCACGCGGAGACGGGGGUAUAUCCGCCCACAGGGAGCAGAAUUCGCCGCGUCUGCAAGAAAUAGGGAAAGUGUGAUGAGUCUGGGCAGCAUUGCACAUCUGCAGUACUACUUUGCUCGGACGGGGUUACUAGAGGGCCGAGGCGGGAAUAGUCGAGAAUACAAGAAGAAGAACAAGAGCGCGGACGAUGUCCCUCAGCUGCUUCUCACUCCGAAUGCCCGAUUCACCGACGACUUGACUCUCAGCCCGACGGAGGAAGAUGCUGCGCAUAUAGGAGAAGAGGGGUUCGAUGACGGUGAGGUCAUGCUCCCGCCAACUGUGAGCACCUACAGCAUUAAGACCCACUAUAUUCCGCCACCACCAGAUUUGCUGCAAUUGCGAAGGGAUCUCUUAAAUGCGAUAUGGAAGGCACAGAAAGAAAUCGACUCGAUAACUCAGGAUGAACCUUGUCCAGAGCUGCUACCCCCGCGAAUCCAUCUCCCGCCGGACGCUAAUACCGACUCGGAAGAUGAUUCACAACGUCAGGCGGAUAUGGUUGCAGCACGCAAGGGUUGGGACGAAAUCCAGGGAAUGCGUAUUCUGGACGUCGUUACCCUCGCGAUUCGUGCAGCAAAAAUCUAUUAUACGACCCACGAGUACCCGGAGCGGCUGGCGUCCAUCAAAAGCGAACGCGAAAUUAGACAGGAGCUAUUCAGUGUAUUGGAGGUCUUGAAACGAUGGGCAGGGCGCAACUUUGAGGGUGGGCUUCAAGAGGAAGAGCGGACAGCAGUACAAGGCUGGAUGUCCGAUGUGCGCGAUAUGCUUUCCAAGGAGGCGCAGCUUGAAGAUGCGGAAGUCAAGGAGCGAGCAGGUUGGGUCUGGAUUGAGGGUGAUUGGACAGGCCGGGAACGGCAACGGGAAGAGGCGUUUCUGGCCAGUUUGAGAGGAUCGGAUUCACCGUUGCCAGCUUGGACAGCUCCAGAGAACGGCUCAUUACCGUCCGCAUUUCUUGAGCAGCUCCGUGACGGGCGUGACCUGGUACGGUUACAUAACCUGGGCGUUAAGAAGUCCAAGCGACCGUUUGGCGAAAUCAAGUCUUUCCAUGAAGACGUUGCCAAGCCAUAUCGGCGUGCAGACAACCUUCGUUACUGGAUCAAGGCAGCCGAACUCCGGUGGGAGACAAAGCUGGAGAUGGACGUGAUGGGAGUGGUCUACGGCAGUAGCGACGACGCGUGGCACCAGUUCGACAAGGCGAUCAUGGGCUGGUGUAAAGCUGUCCGGGAAGAACUCUCCCAAGAUCUGCGGGUCUUGAGAAGACGGGCGACUGCUGCCAGUAUUGACGGUCUGCUCGUCCGCACUUCAUGA
Aspergillus calidoustus is the source of this 1527-nucleotide messenger RNA. Lineage: Eukaryota; Fungi; Ascomycota; Eurotiomycetes; Eurotiales; Aspergillaceae. The record is from the annotation of a GenBank genome assembly.